This is a messenger RNA of Ochlerotatus camptorhynchus, 7035 nucleotides long. RefSeq names its product Son of sevenless (gene Sos). Bases 689 to 6076 code for a protein of 1795 amino acids. Gene Ontology annotation, cellular component: nucleosome; plasma membrane. Gene Ontology annotation, molecular function: protein heterodimerization activity; DNA binding; guanyl-nucleotide exchange factor activity. Gene Ontology annotation, biological process: Ras protein signal transduction; positive regulation of GTPase activity. The record is from RefSeq and is a predicted model, not a curated record. Lineage: Eukaryota; Metazoa; Arthropoda; Insecta; Diptera; Culicidae. The transcript is spliced from 19 exons.
UUAAAAGAUGGAAGAGAAGUUUGCUCGGUUUAGAAGAAGAAUGUUUGUGUAAUUUUCGCGAAAAAGGCUGCCUUCUCGGACGACAUUGUGCAAGUGCAUUACGGUGAGGCCAUUCCGGGGCCGAAAUUAUUGGAAAAGGUCAAAUCGGUGUUCUUUUUAGUGCGUUGAAAAUCCGUCAUCCAUCUCGGAAUCUGAAUCGCACCAGCAGCCAGCCAGCCAGCAAGAAGCAGAACCAGAGUGCGCAGAAGAAGAAGGCGAAAAAUUGGUGUUUUAGGAGGAAAUAAGAAAAAGGCAUCCAUUGCCUGUAAAGAGUGUGAUUAUUAUUUUGCUUGGGAUUUGCAAAGUCUUCUCUUUGAUCAUUGGUGAAAAUAGUGAAAAUCCUAGUGCGAAAUAUGCAUAACAUGGUGAUUACGAUUAGCCCCAGCUAGAGAAUAAGAGUGCUUCCUCUGUACAAGUGCAAAGUGAUGGAAAAUUGGAGGAACCCUCCAUUGUCCCUUUCUUCUACUGGCCGUAGUCGUCGUCGUCGUCGGAUGUGUUUGUGUUCUUUGCUUAUUUCCACCGCUGCUGCUACUCUUCAUCAUCAUCAUCAGCACUAGCGACGACGACUGUUUUGUUUUAAAGAGCAGCUCCUCAUCCGAGAAAAAGGAAGAAAAAGCUGCAAACAGGAGUAGAAGCUGCUAUCUGUAAUAUGUUCGCUGGCGGCCAGCAUGUAUCGAUCACGGAUGCGACAGAUUACGACUUUGAAAAAGCGGAAAAUGCAGCCAAAUGGAAAGGUGUUUUCAUAACAUCACUCAGAAAGGUUCUAGAGCAAGUGCAUCCCUCGUUGCAAGCCCGCGAGGAUGCCCUGCUCUACGUCGAAAGCUUAUGCCUGCGUCUGCUAGCGAUGCUGUGUGCCAAGCCACCACCGCAUACAGUAUUGGACGUCGAAGAAAGAAUUGGGCGUACGUUUCCUACUCCCAUCGACAAAUGGGCCCUAAGCGAGGCACGUGAGACAAUAGAUAAAUCCAAAAAGAAGAAACCGGUUCUUCCGGUUGACCGUGUCCAUACCCUGCUGCAAAAGGAGGUUCUGCAGUACAAAAUCGACAGCUCGGUUUCAUUGUUCCUGGUAGCGGUGUUGGAGUACAUUUCGGCGGAUAUCCUGAAGCUAGCCGGCAACUAUGUCAAAAACAUUCGCCACAUCGAGAUAUCCCGGGAGGAUAUCGAAGUCGCCAUGUGCGCAGACAAGGUGCUCAUGGACAUGUUCUACCAGGGCGACAAUUCGAGCUCGAUGGCACCGAGCCCGUUGCCGCCGACGCCCCGUACUAGUCUCAGCUACGAGGAGGUCGUCAAAGAGCUCAUACACGACGAGAAGCAGUACCAGCGAGACCUGCACAUGAUCAUCCGGGUGUUUCGCGAGGAGCUGGCCAGGGUCGUCGACAAGCCCAAGGAACUUGACCCGAUCUUCUCCAACAUCAUGGACAUCUACGAGGUCUCGGUGACGUUACUCGGUUCGCUCGAGGAUGUGAUCGAAAUGUCGCAGGAACAAACUCCGCCCUGUAUCGGUAGUUGUUUUGAAGAACUAGCGGAAGCGGCGGAGUUUGAUGUGUACGCAAAGUACGCGAAAGAUAUCACAUCGGUUCAGGCAAAGGAAGCCUUAGCAAAUUUAUUGGCUAAGCCUCAGGCGAGUACUUUGCUAAUGUCGGCUGGUCACGGUUUCAGGGAAGCGGUUAAGUUCUAUCUACCAAAACUACUUUUAGGGCCUAUCGGGCAUGCACAGUUGUAUUUAGAUUAUAUUAAAAUUUUACUACAGCUUAGUCCAUCGCAGGAGGAUAAGGAGAGCUUUGAGCAGGUUCAGGGUCUGCUGAAGCCCUUGCAGUGCGAGUUACAGGGCAUAUCCUCACGGUUACCUAAGGAAUAUUUUGCUAGGGUAAACAGUCGAGCUCGGCGUCAGUCGGCAAUCGAAAAAACACGCGACUUACAAAACAGUGUCGAACAUUGGGACAAGGACGUAGGUCAGUGUUGCAACGAGUUCAUCCGGGAGGAUACCCUUGCCAAGCUCAGUUCCGGCAAGCGGCAAACCGAACGGAAAGUGUUCCUUUUCGACGGAUUGCUAGUGUUGUGUAAAACUCGUCGGCAGAUCGUGCCCGGUAAUAAUUACGAUUACCGGUUGAAGGAACGAUUCUUCAUGCGCAAAGUGGAGAUCAUCGAUCGACCCGAUACGGACGAGCUGAGGUAUGCAUUUGAGAUCUCGCCACGGGAACCGACCAGCGUUGUACUUAUUGCGAAAAAUGCACAACACAAAAACGAUUGGAUGGCCGAUUUGGUUAUGCUGAACACGAAAUCCAUGCUGGAACGCAUUCUAGACAGUAUUCUACUAGAUAUCGAGAAGAAACACCCACUCAAAGUACCUAGUCCGGACAUUUAUGCAUUUGCCGUUCUUGACUCGCCCUCGAAUAUUGUACUAGAGGAGCGAGAAGGCACGGGUGUCCCAUUGAUCAAAGGCGCAACGCUGACGAAACUGAUUGAACGGCUGACCUACCACAUUUACGCCGAUCCCAUGUUCGUGCGAACCUUCCUUACCACGUAUCGGUCGUUUUGUUCGCCCAAAGAGCUUCUUAUGUUAUUGGUGGAACGGUUUGACAUACCCGAUCCGGCACUGGUGUAUGACAGUGCCAGCGAUAAGGAUUUCGGGUCAGACACGGACAAGUUUCACAAAAAUUCCCAACGGGAAGACUGGAAACGCUACAAGAAGGAGUACGUGCAGCCAGUUCAGUUCAGGGUGCUGAAUGUUCUUCGGCACUGGGUAGACCAUCAUUUCUACGACUUUGAACGCGACGUCGACUUGCUGGAAGAGUUGUUAAAGUUCCUGGAAACAGUGCGAGGUAAAUCGAUGCGGAAAUGGGUUGACUCAGUGCUGAAGAUUGUACAACGCAAGAAUGAAAGUGACGAGAGCCACCGGCAGAUUACGUUUGCCUUCGGCCAUAGUCCACCGGCGAUCGAACAUCACUUACCGUUGAAUGUGGGUGAAAACGAAUUUAACCUACUGAUGCUGCAUCCCUUAGAACUUGCACGUCAGCUUACGUUGCUAGAGUUUGAAAUGUAUAAAAAUGUGAAACCAUCGGAACUGGUCGGCUCUGUGUGGACCGGAAAAGAUAAAGAAACUACUAGUCCUAACUUAUUAAGAAUUAUGCAUCACACUACGAAUUUCACCCGCUGGAUCGAGAAGUCGAUUAUCGAGGCGGAGAACUUCGAGGAACGUGUGGCAAUGGCAUCACGUGCAAUAGAGGUGAUGAUAGUUCUGCAGGAUCUAAACAACUUCAACGGCGUGCUGUCGAUCGUGUCGGCCUUCCAGGGGGCGGCCGUCCAUCGGCUUAAGCUAACGCUGGAGGAAAUUACCAAGAGCUACCAGCGGGUGCUGGCAGACUGUCGGGAGCUGAACAAUUCGCACUUCAAAAAGUAUCAGGAAAAGCUGCGUUCAAUAAAUCCACCUUGUGUGCCAUUUUUUGGAAUGUAUUUAACCAAUAUUUUACAUAUAGAGGAAGGGAAUCCAGAUUUUUUACCAAAUACGGAAUUAAUUAACUUCUCUAAGAGAAGACGUGUAGCUGAAAUUACUGGUGAAAUACAGCAAUAUCAAAAUCAACCAUACUGCUUAAAAGUUGACCCUAGCAUUAGGCAUUUUCUAGAAAAUUUAGAUCCUUUUAAAGGAAUGAGUGUAACCGAGAUUCAAAACUAUCUCUACGAGGAGAGCAAACGGAUAGAGCCGAAGAAUUGCCGUCAGCCAUUGAAAUUUGUACGCAAGUGGCCAGACAUUCCACUAAAGUCUCCCGGUAUCAAGCCGAGACGCCACAACAGUUCGUCGAUAAACCUACCUGGAACGUUGCCAUUCGUUCCCAAGACCUCGCCGGGUAACAAUAACGAUAACGGUGGAGAACAGCAGUCACCCCCGGCCACUUCGUCGUCGUCUUCCUCCGUGCUCGAUUAUUCGAUAUUUGCUCCCGUCAACAUCCACUCUUCGUCGUCAUCACAGCAUCACCAUCACCAUCAGCAACAGACGCACCACUAUCAGCAUCAUUCACAGGGCUCGAUGCAAUAUUGUCCGGCCCAUCAUCAGUCAGGUGGCCAACAGCAAAAUCAUCACCAUCAUCAUCACCAUGGGCAUCAGCACAGUUUUUCCCAGUCAGUGGUAAAUCUCGCAUCAGCGGCAGACCAUCAGAUGGCGCCGGAGAUUCCACGACGCUCCGAUAGUAUUAUCCUAACCUCUUCGCUAUCGUCCCAAGUACAGUACAACCUAAACAAUAGUAGCCUAUCCGAAUACAGCAGCAACUCCAGUGUUGGCAGUAAGCUAGUUCCCAGUCCACGCUAUCCGUCGUCUUCGAUGAGUGCGCUUUCGUCGUCAUCGUCGGGUAUUAGCGUUUCCUCCUUUUUCGGGAACAUGAGCGCAUCGAACAGUGAUGGUAACAGCAACAAUAAUCCUUCUACUGCUAGCUUUAAACACACGCCAAUGCUUAGUCAAAACAAAGUAGUAGCCAAUACGUAUGCUGAAGACAAUCCCCAUUCCAUUCUUUCAGCGUCUGGUCUAGGGGGCGGAGGCAGUCUCAGCUUGAGCAGCUCAGCUGCAACCAAUGCCGCUAGUAUUGUAUCGCUUAGCGACGGUCCAGCUGUACCUCCACCACCAUCAUCACAUCCACCAAAUGCGGCUGCAGCCAUUUCGCCAAGUGCGUCGAUGUCCUCGCCAUCUGCCAGUUCAUCAUCGAUGGUAACUGCCGUGGGUGCGUCCUCGUGCAGUGGAACCACGGUUUCUGCACCACCACCACCACCAGCACCGUCUUCCGGUGCCGACAUUCCGCCUGCGAUCAGUCCACGCACCGACAAACCAGCAUAUCCGCCAGCGCCACCACCAUUGCGGAACCAUGGCGGAGGAACUGAGUUUUGCUACAACACUUCCGGAUUACCAAGCAGUACAUCACCGCAUGCAACUAGCAGUAGUAGUAGCUUUAGGAUUAGUUCAUCCAACACUUUGAAGAAUCAAAACUGUGAUUUCACUUCCGCGAGUAGCGCUCUCAACAACCGCUCGUCGUGUGACAACUCGCCGAUUUUUCCGUCGAGCCCGAAGAUGCACCCGACGGGAGCGACCACCGGGUCGGCAGCGAUAGAUUUUAACAGCAGUGCAAUCUCGCCCUCGCUGUCCGCUUCGUUUUCGUCGACCUCAUCGGCCUACCAGACGACCUACAACAACUCUUCAACGACGGCCGAUUCGAUGAUCCUCAACACGACGGCGGCGAGCAGCGACUUCGGCCCGAUUCCAAUCUCACCGCACGUGAACGUACCAAAUGCACACAAUAUUCCUCCUCCUAUGCCACCUCCUCUACCUCCUAGGGUUAAACGAAAAGAGUCCUCCGGGGAGUCUUCACAGUCUUCGCAGGUACGACAAGCGCCGGACGCACCCAGGCUUCCUCCGAGAGAUAUUAGUCCACCUCCGUUGCCGCCACGUACUCACAUCCAGUCGCAUUACUUGUUUGGCAACGUGCAACAACAGCAUCAGCUGUACAGCUCAGCAGUGGCUUGUGACAGCUGGAAUCACGUAAAUGUAUUCUCGAAGGAUGAAUCUCCAUCUUCGUCAUCCUCCUCGUCGACGUUGACCCGCGACAACCUAAACCAGCACAACAUGAGCGAACAACGGCUACUAAUGUUACCGCACACCAGCACCAUCAUGAUGCGCCGAAACUCGGCCAUGGAUCGUGCUUCGAAAGAGAACGUACCAAACAUCACCGCUUCGCCGUCCCUCUCCGGACUAUCCAGCACGGUGGCGGGUAGUGCUGUCUCCAGUGUGAACAGCGGAGGAGCAGCUGCUGGUGGUAGUGGACCAGUCAGUUUACCACCGUCCGCCAUACCACCAGGUGCUGCGAAGAAUAAAUCUGUUCAAAAUUCACCAGUAUCACAACAGCAGCCGGCUGUUUGCGGUCGACGGCCUAGUACGAAUAUUUCGCCACGAUUUUCGCCCGGAGAAACAACGCCUAAAUUACCUCCGAAGCCAAAGCAAACCAAUCUGUCGUCACAUUCAGAUCGAACAAUGUUCCCCUAUCCUAGCACAAACUGACCAAACGGGAAAGGUUGCGGGCGGCAUUUCUUACGAUAAAUGGUACGGUGUGUGCAUGUGUGUGUGUGGAUCAAUCUUGCAACAGGUUAGUAAUACAACAUAUCUCCCACUUUGAGGAUGUUGAGGAAGAAGAAAGCAACAAAAAUAGUAGGAGCUGUUGGGAGGGUUAAUCAAAUACCAUCAUCAUCAGCGUUCAGGAACUCAUAACAGAAAGAACUGUUAGCUGUUAUGAGAGUGAGGCAAAAUAUCAGCGAAAAUGAUUGGUUGGAACCAAGUUAGAAUGGAUUUCGUUUUUCCUGCUUCAUUCUAAUUGCAUGAUGCAAAGAUAACAAAAGAAAAAAAAGUGGUGCGAUCUCCAAGCACCUAGUAGAUGUGUUGUAAUUAUUAUAACUUUUAUAUUUUAUACCGUUUCCUAAAUUUUAUGAUUUUAUUUCACGACAAUGUAUAGAAAACGCUUUAUGUUAGGGCGUGAGACGGCUUGCAAAGGAGAAAAGUAUACAAAACAAAUAAAAAAGUGCCAUAGUUAGAGGAUAGAACGAGAAACUUUUCUUUUCUGUUUCAAGGAAAUGUAAGCAUGUAUGAAACAAACAAAAAAUCAUAGCAUAGAAUCUGGAUUCCAUACUAUUCUCGCACAUAUGAGGCCAUCUCUUGUAACGAAACGAAACAAAACAGAAGAUUAGACGCAACAGUAUCGUGUUCCUAUAUUUGCUUAAAUUACUAUAUUAGAAGGAAGGAUGUAAAGGAGGAAGAACAGGUGAUAUAUGGGUGUAGGUCGUUUCUCUAAUGGUAGCCUUUGGCCUAAUGGAGGGAGAAAAGAAAAGAAAUCUGCGUUAAGGUACCUACAUAUUUACGAAAGCCAAUUUAAUAAUUUGAUUAGACCAAAUUUUAAGAUUUGUGCGAAACAUUAGUUACUGUGAAGAAGUGGACAAUACCAUAUACAAAAUAUACUGCCGCUCUUC